Cucumis sativus (cucumber) is the source of this 1317-nucleotide messenger RNA. Its product is annotated as dof zinc finger protein DOF2.1. Gene Ontology annotation, molecular function: DNA binding; DNA-binding transcription factor activity. The record is from RefSeq and is a predicted model, not a curated record. Gene Ontology annotation, biological process: regulation of DNA-templated transcription. The transcript is spliced from 2 exons. Lineage: Eukaryota; Viridiplantae; Streptophyta; Magnoliopsida; Cucurbitales; Cucurbitaceae. Bases 140 to 1078 code for a protein of 312 amino acids.
CCCCUUCUUCUUUCUUCCUCACUUCUCAUCACUUUCCUUUACCCUCUUUUCCUCUCUCUCUCUCUCCUUCUUCUUCUUCUUUCUACACACUUCAAUAUCAAAAAAUCUUCUGUUUUGUUGUUUUUGUUUCACUUCAACAAUGGAUCUUCCCACUGCCCAACAUCAUCAGGAAAUGGAAACAAAUUCAGUGGAGAACAUGAUGGUAUGUCAAAACUCAAAAGAUCAUCAAGUUAGAAAGGCAAGACCACAGCCAGAACAAGCGUUGAAAUGUCCAAGAUGUGACUCAACAAACACCAAAUUUUGUUACUAUAACAACUACAGCCUAUCUCAACCAAGAUACUUUUGCAAAUCCUGCCGCCGUUACUGGACACAAGGUGGUACCCUCCGCAAUGUUCCAGUUGGCGGAGGUUGCCGUAAAAACAAAAGAUCAUCAUCAUCCUCAUCCUCCUCAGCUUCCUCUAAAAAAUCCCAAGACCAUCCCUUCGGUGCCUCCACCGCCCUACCCGGCCAAUUGUCCUACGAUCACCAAGCUCAUGAUCUCAGUCUCGCAUUCGCUAGGCUUCACAAAAACUCGUGUUCAAAUGGGAGCGUUCCCACAUUCAACGACUUCGAUUUCUCCAUCUUGGGAAUGCCAAAUGGCGAUGUUUUGAACGGCGGCGGCUUUGCCUAUAAUUCUCAAAGCUUGUAUUAUGGAAAUGACAACAACAUGGGAGCUGGAAUCGAAAGUAAUGGCGAUCAAAUGAGAUUACAGCCGUACGAUCACGAUCAUCAUCAUCAUCAUCACAAUCAACAAUAUAGCAAUGCUACAACAACAGCGGUAACAGUGACGACGAUGAAGCAAGAGCUAUUUGGAGGACGAGAAAUGAAUAACGGAAGUGACCAAAGUAAAAUCCUUUGGGGAUACCCAAAUUGGCAAAUGAACAAUAACAAUAAUAACGUAAUAGAUUCAAACACAACCACAACGACGAUGAUGGGAGCAAUGGAUUUCGAUUCGGGUUCAGCUCGAGAAAGUUGGAACAGCAAUGCCUUCACUAAUGCUUCUUCUUGGCAUGGCCUUCUCAAUAGUCCUCUCAUGUAAUUCCCCUUACCUUCGUUAAAAUUAUUGUGUGUUCAUUUUUUUUUUCUUUUUUCUUACUUAGAAACUAGUUAGGAAAGAACCCCUUCCCCCCAUAGAAUAUGAUUUUAAUUUCAAGGUUUAAUGUGUUCUUUUUUCUUUCUUUUUUUGGGAUUAAGUUUUGUACUAAAAUAGAGGUGGUUCAUUUGAAUCAUUUCAUGUGUUAUUAGUUAAUUUAAUUUUGGUUAUUGUUUUCUUAAUUA